CAUCCAUUCAAACUUUCCUCGAAUUUUAUCGCUAGUAACCGUCCUGGGAAGACAAUUACAAUGCCGAAGCCACGUACAAAACGGCAGGCUAUCCGCGACGAGCGAAAGGCGAAGCGACGCGAAAAAUCCUUGGUCGGCUACGAAGCUAGUAAAGCCGCCAAAAAACAACGGCUGAACGAAGAAAAUGGUGAUGGUACUGGUGAUCAGGAACCCAGAUUUGAAGAUGGAUUCGACCAAUCCCAGCCUCAAAUUGGCGGGCCGCCGCCCAUGGAACGUGAAUUCUUUGGUAUGCUAUCAGAUGAAGAACAGGAAUAUUUCCGCUCCGUCGACGAACAACUCGAUAUCGACGAUUUUCCUUCCCAAGAAGAACGACAGCUAUACCUCGCGAGCGUAUUCACCGAGGCUCAAGGCAAAGAGCUCAAGCUAGCAUGCAGUCAAUCAUGUUCGCGUUUGAUGGAACGAUUGAUCUUGAUGUCAAACACAAGGCAAAAGAAAAAGCUAUUCCUACAAUUCGCCAGCCAUUUCUUGAAUCUUAUCCAACAUCGAUUUGCGAGCCAUUGCUGCGAGACGCUUUUCUUACAAUCCGCCCCGAUUAUCACAAGAGAACUUGGAGGAGAGCGAGACGAUAUGCCUACUGAACAAGACGACCCCGAUGAGAAGCCUCUUCCCUUUAUGGAAGAAUUAUUUCUUCUUACCCUUGACGAACUCGAAGGACACCUCGGUUACCUCCUCACAGACAGAUUCGCUUCCCAUACCCUGCGAGUUCUACUCAUCAUCUUAUCUGGGCGACCGCUAGAGCAGUCGCAAACGAAAUCUCUAAUUCAUAGCAAAAAGAAGGAACAUAUAUCAGUACCUUGGACAUCUGAUGGUCCAACCGACUUAAACACACAACUUCGAGCUGUACCCAUAUCCUUCAAUUUAGCUGCGAAAAAGAUCAUCGCCGAUUCCAUCUCUGGCAUGAACCCUACAGAGCUGCGGGUCUUGGCGAAACAUCCUACUGGAAAUCCAGUCUUGCAAUUGCUGUUGGAAUUGGACAUCAGUCUAAAUUUGAAGGCAGAUGAUGAUGAGUCUGGGGACAUGGUACUGCUAUGGCGACUUCUACCAGGGGCUCCCGCUUCGCUAAAAGACGCCACCACCCCCGCAUCGGAUUUUAUUAAUUCGAUGUUAUACGACCAUAUUGGCUCAAGAUUACUUGAAGUCCUUAUCACUAACUGCCCUGGAAAGAUUUUUAAAGCGCUAUAUAAGCACGUCUUCGGAAACCGAAUCCACAGCUUUUUGCGCAACGACGUCGCAUCUUAUCCCGCGAUACGCAUCCUGAAUCGACUUAGUAAGGAGGACCUAGUAGCAGCAGUUGAAAAGACUUUACCUGAAUUUGGCAAACUUGUCGCAUUGUCAAGGUUCAAUGUCAUUAAGACCUUGUUUGAGCGAUGUCAUGCGCGACAGGCCAAAAUUGAAGUCGAUAAGCUGACAACAGCUUUGAUUGGAGCUCUCGGAUCUGAUCCGAAGUCCCUAGUCCCUAAGCUUUGCCUCCCUCAAUCAUCGGAAACUGAAGAUGAAAAAAAUCACGAACCCCCCCAGAAAAACCGAUCAGCGUUAGUUUCGCACGGUUCUCAAUUAACAACAGCAAUGCUUGCUAUUCCCGGAUUCCCCUCCAGCACCAUCCUAUCAUCACUUGCCGCCCUGCCAGAAGAACUCAUUCUCCAACUUGCAACAUCAUCAACCCCUACUUCUUACGUCGUGGUUAAUGCUCUGUCGACACAAUCCAAGAACAAGGUUUUCCACAAGACGCUUGUCGCGACACUACGACCGCACGCAUUUCAAUUAGCCACGUCCGAAUAUGGCAACAAGAUCUUAAACGCAAUUAUCUUUUUACCUUCCAAAGGCGACGGUAUAUCAGUACCAUUCCACGUCAAGGAGUUAAUUAUAGAGCAACUAGGUCAACACGAACAGGAACUACGGGAUUCAUUUGAAGGUCGACGUGUAUGGAGGACGUGGAAAGGGGAUCUAUGGAGGAAUAGGAGAAGAGAGUGGAUCUCUUGGGUUAAGGAACUUGACUCUACAUCGAGUCAAACCAUGAUGGAACAGCAGUUUAAAGGGAAUAAUGGACCACGAUAUGAUCAAGGUGACAAUACCAGGAGUUUCACGAGGCCUGAUGACCAGGCAAGAAAAAGGAAGUGGGAGAAUGCGACAUAGGGUGUCAUAAUCAAACAUCACUCGCAUGAUUUUAUGAUAGGUUAGUCAAAGCCAAGAGUCAUAGGCGAAAUAUACAACUAGCAAUACCCAAAUACCCCGAUGCGCUUUCUCUAGAC
Molecule: messenger RNA, 2309 nt
Organism: Hypoxylon trugodes
Lineage: Eukaryota; Fungi; Ascomycota; Sordariomycetes; Xylariales; Hypoxylaceae
Product: ARM repeat-containing protein
Exons: 1
Coding region: 61-2193 (710 amino acids)
Biological process (GO): endonucleolytic cleavage in ITS1 to separate SSU-rRNA from 5.8S rRNA and LSU-rRNA from tricistronic rRNA transcript (SSU-rRNA, 5.8S rRNA, LSU-rRNA); ribosomal small subunit export from nucleus; endonucleolytic cleavage to generate mature 5'-end of SSU-rRNA from (SSU-rRNA, 5.8S rRNA, LSU-rRNA)
Cellular component (GO): nucleolus; preribosome, small subunit precursor; 90S preribosome
Molecular function (GO): RNA binding
Source: RefSeq, a predicted model, not a curated record